This is a messenger RNA of Vicia faba (fava bean), 525 nucleotides long. The record is from the annotation of a GenBank genome assembly. NCBI's taxonomy places the organism in Eukaryota, Viridiplantae, Streptophyta, Magnoliopsida, Fabales, Fabaceae.
AUGCAGCAAAGAAGGCCUUCUGGAACCGAUGGUUCUGAUUAUUCCUACCGUAUGGUCGUUGAUUCAAGGUAUCAACUUGUUGCAAAGGGGAAGACGCGUCUCGCUGCGCUAUUUAUCAUUGAGGCUUUGUUUCUGUUAAUAGGAGUGGUGUUUGCUGUUUUACCAGGAAAAAAAGACGGCACAACAGAUAUAGUUGCCAUUUCUUCUGUUAUUGCCAGUCUUGUUUUGUUGAUCAUUGGGGAUUUAGGUAGAAGACGAAGCCGGUCGAGUUUGUUGAGAUUAUAUGCCAUUCUAUCUUCCUUAGCAAUGCUUCUCUUCACUGCUUCUCUUGCUAACCAGUAUUCCCUGUUGAAGGUUAUCCAGUAUUAUAGUAAUCGCGAAACAAGCAAUUUUGACGUUGAUUAUCUUGCUCUUCAAACUGGUCUGUUGGUAUAUAUACUCACUUUAUAUCUGUUCAAGAUUAGUGUCAUCAAAGCAGUUGUUUUCCUUCUUUUUAACAUGACGCCUCCCAAGAAAGCCUCUUAG